This is a messenger RNA of Astyanax mexicanus (Mexican tetra), 4374 nucleotides long. It is a transcript of the gene tnmd, whose product is annotated as tenomodulin. NCBI's taxonomy places the organism in Eukaryota, Metazoa, Chordata, Actinopteri, Characiformes, Acestrorhamphidae. The coding region runs from base 60 to 977 and encodes 305 amino acids. Gene Ontology annotation, biological process: negative regulation of endothelial cell proliferation; negative regulation of angiogenesis. The transcript has 7 exons. The record is from RefSeq and is a predicted model, not a curated record.
CUCUCCUCUAACUCCCCUAAACUUCCCUCAGUGUCCAGAUCACCACUCAACCUGGAACCAUGGAGAAUAACCACCAGUGCAGCAGCCUGCAGCCUCUCUGCAAAGACGUCGAGCUGGGGAAGGAGAAAAACGCCAGAUAUCGGAGUUACCAGCGUGGAGCCCUGAUUCUGGGGUUGGUUUUCCUGAUGCUGGCUGUUUGUAUCUUUAGCCUGAGAUACUUCUGCAACUCCAGCCCUGCGAAGGUUUAUGAUCAUAAAUAUAAGGCUAUUCUGGACGGCGUGGAGACGGAGAGCGUGAUGGAGAUUGACCCGGCCGAUCAUGUGGAGAUAUUUAGAGUGGGAAACGGCACCAACGAGGUUCUGGAGGUCCACGAUUUCCAAAAUGGAAUCACCGGAAUCCGGUUCGCCAAACACCAGAGAUGCUACAUCCGAACCCAGACCAAGGAGCUGCCCAGCCCGGCGGAGGUGGAGCUGAAGGACGCCGAGCUGGAGGUGAGCGAGACGGGGGACGUGGACCUGCAGGUGGUGGACUCUCACGUCUGGAUCCCGGCGGAGAAACCCAUCACUGACAGAGCGUUCCUCAUCAACUCCAAGAUCUGGGAGAUCUGCCAGGAUAUUCCCAUCCACUGGAUCCACCCCUCUCCUCUCACGGAUGCUGAAUUCCAUGAUGUGGAGGAUGUGGAGGAAGUGCGCCACGCCCCAGAGGGCCAGACUCGGGGAGCACGCCAGGCUAGGGACGUCAUGGACCAAUUGCCAGUAAAUGACUAUACUGAAAACGGACUUCAGCUGGACAGCUCUCUGGACGAUCAAGGCUACUGCUGCCAGUACUGCCGGCGCGGCUACCGCUACUGCCGCCGCUACCACGAGCCCCUGCUGGGCUACUGGCCCUACCCGUACUAUUACCAGGGCGGUCGGGUCAUCUGCCAGAUCGUGAUGCCCUGCAACUGGUGGAUCGCUCGUAUGCUGGGACGAAUCUGAAGACCCUGAGAGCGACGGGUUGGACGACUAGCGGUGCUGCUCAAUAAAACAGAUUGAGCUCUAUUAUGAGUCUUUUUGAUUGUGUCCAAACUACAUCCAUGGAAAUGUUACAUGAUUAGCAUUGAUUCACAAUACUGAGUUUAAUAUCCACACUCAAACAUUUGUUUCUUCUGCCUUGGACAUUGAAUUUCUUAUAAAAUGUUUUUUUGGUCGUAACAUAUUUAAAGUGAAUGCAGUCUAAAUUAGCUAUGGCUACUGUGUACACUGAUCAUGAAGUAGCUAGCUAUGCUAAUCCAAAAGCCCAACAGGCUAUUUAACCUUAUUAACAGCUAUUUAGAGUAUAGCUAAUUAGCUUUAACAUGAAAUAAAACACAGCACCAAAAGAUGGAAGUGUUUUAAAGGUUAGCCAGUCAGCUAACAACAUUAGUGUAGUUAGCCUAGCUGGGCACUGUAGUAUUAAUACUCUUGUCACAUUUAUGAUCAUAAAGUAGCUAGCUAUGCUAAUACAACAGUUCAACAGGCUAUUUAAGCUUAUUUACAGCUAUUUACACAUACAAAGCUAACAGAAUGUUAAGAGUUGACAUAUGGAUGAUUUGUUUGGCGUUUUAUAUUUAGCUCCUUCAACCACAGACGCAGCUCCCCUUCUUUUUUUGAAGGUGGUGAUUAUAAGCUAUAUGUAGCUUUAAAUCACAUCCAUCUUUUUGUGUUCUGCUUUGUUUGAUGCCAAAGCUAAUUAGCUAUGCUCUAAAUAGCUGUUACAACAUUAUAUACAAACUCUAUCAAGUUUUUUGCAGGAUUUUUCAGUAAGUCUGAUGUUAGCUAAAUUGCUAAAAUGGCCAACAUGACAAAAUAUCGAAUGAGUUGUUAGUCAGUCAGCUAACAUUAGUGUAGUUGGCCUAGCUGGGCACUGUAGUAUUAAUACUCAUCACAUUUAUAUGCUGGUUUGGACAUUGGAAUUUCAAUUAGCAUUUAAAACAUUAUUUUAAUGGUCUUUUAAUUGUCGACAGUGUGUGCUGCCGCUUUGGACACUGAUCAUAAAGUAGCUAGCUAUACUAAUCCAACAGUUUAACAGGCUAUUUAACCUUAUUUACAGCUAUUUACAUACUUACGUAUGAACACUUUAUCUUUAGCUCCUUCAACCACAGAUGCAGCUCCCUUUCUUUUUGUGUUGUACUUUGUUUUAUGUGUGGAAGCUAGAUAUCUCUGCUCUGAAUAGCUAUUUAGCUUUUAAUAAGGUUAAAUAACCUGUUGGAAUGUUAAGUUAGCCUAGCAAGCGACUUUAAAUAUGAUACGACCAUGCAUGGCGAUGUUUAAAGCACAAUUCUCCUCUAUAUUUUGUUUUUAGGAUGCCCACUUACUCAUAAGACUAGAAAUGAGAAUCAUAAAUAUAAAAAAAUAAAACUAAUAUAAUUGGGCUGGUGUGGCCUUAAAAUAUCAUGCAAUAUCUGAUAAUUAAAACAAUGGAAGGGCCAAUUAGCUGGCAGACAAGGUGCGUAGAUACAUGUAUAUUUUGCCAUUAUCACACAAUCACUAUCUAACCAUUAUCUUUUUAUCAGCACAAUAUAAUCCCAUUCAUUUGUGCAAUAGACCCUCAAAAAGUGUUUUGUUUUACUAUAUUCUGGUGCUCUGGAGAGGAAGUAAAAAGCUAAAAUCUCUUUAUACUGCUCUUCAGUUGAGAAAAGAAAAUCGAUUAUCAUUAUUAUUGUUAGUAGUGUUGUUGGGCUGCUCUAUAAAUUAGCAGUCUUCAGGUCUUCCUGCACUAUCCUCUGGGCUCUUGUUCAGUUUAUCUUAUAAUCUUCUGUGGAUGAGAGGCAUUGUAUUAUUAAUACUAAUAAUAAACCUGUAUAGAUAAUGUAGAUUUGGAGCAGUGGUUCUCAAACUGUAUUUUUGUGUACAGGAUGUUUCAUAUAUGAACAAUGCUAAUCAAAAUUAAAUUCUGUUAAGUUUAAAAUUGUGCUUUUGUGCAUUAGGGUAACACUCCUAAUGAAUCCUUUCUUCAUAAUGUAAUAUAUACAGUAAAAUAUAGUAUACCUUACUAUACCUGUUGCAGCUCAGCCAAUCUCCCUCCCUCCUGCCCUGCCCCUAAACCCAUACAUCACCCAGUGCCCCUCCCAAACUACCCCUCCCAUUUUUUUCUGGAGUCAGCUAAAAUCAUGGGACACAUCUCUUCAUAAAGUCUCAUACUGUACUUUAUAAUGUGCUAUAUAUGCUAUUUUGAGACUUAUGACAGUCAUUAUUGAAGCCAGGUUUUACAGGAAGUGUUAGUUAUGUUAUUUACUCAACUAUUUCAUAUAUAUAAUAUAUAUAUAUAUAUAUAUAUACAGGGGUUGGACAAUGAAACUAAAACAUCUGUCAUUUUAGUGUGGGAUUUUAGGUUUCAUGGCUAAAUGGGAGCAGCCUGGUGUUCAAUCUUCAUUAAUUUCACAUUGCAGCAGUAAGAGCAGAGUGUGAAGGUUCAAUUAGCAGGGUAAGAGCACAGUUCUGCUCUAAAUAUUACAAUGCACACAACAUUAUGGGUGACAUACCAGAGUUCAAAAGAGGACAAAUUGUUGGUGCACGUCUUGCUGGAGCAUCUGUGACCAAGACAGCAAGUCUUUGUGAUGCAUCAAGAGCCACGGUAUCCAGGGUAAUGUCAGCAUACCACCAAGAAGGACCAACCACAUCCAACAGGAUUAACUGUGGACGCUGUAAGAGGAAGCUGUCUGAAAGGGAUGUUCGGGUGCUAACCCGGAUUGUAUCCAAAAAACAUAAAACCACGGCUGAUCAAAUCACGCAGAAUUCAAUGUGCACCUCAACUCUCCUGUUUCCACCAGAACUGUCCGUCACCACAAUCAAUUAUUGUGCUCUAAAACCAGGUGUUUCAGUUUCAUUCUCCAACCCCUGUAUAUAUACAGUAUAUAUCAUUAAACACAAACAAUAAUCAAUAAAUUGCAGACAAGGCCCACACUGAAUACCCCAGUAGGUUCUACAUAUGUAAUCUUAAAACAGUUUGAGAACCACUCAUUUAAAAUAUAUUUUUAGAUAUUUACAGUAUUUUGCAUGUGAAUGAUUUCUGCUUACAGGCGUAAUUGCAGUACUGGCACUGGCUGUAAUUUGGCUUUUUAUAUAUAUUCAUAAACGCCAGACUUAAUAGAACUUCAGAAAUCCAGCUUUUAAAAGCAGUUUUUUUUUUUUUUUUUAUAAAUCCAGGCUGUGCUGAAGCUGAAGUGCCGUGUACAUAAACUGCAGUGUUAUAAUUCUCAGACUUAUAUUGCUCUAUAAUUGGAGAUGUGGGACUGUUUUCAAUCAGGUUGUUGUGUCUAAGUAAAGGCUUGCUCCAUUAAUUACAUUUAUAUCGCUUUAAAGACCUCUGUUUUGUUUUAACAAUUCCCCUUUCAAUAAAACGGCAUAAAAUGUU